Racocetra fulgida is the source of this 579-nucleotide messenger RNA. Lineage: Eukaryota; Fungi; Glomeromycota; Glomeromycetes; Diversisporales; Gigasporaceae. The record is from the annotation of a GenBank genome assembly.
AUGACACAAUAUAUUCCUCCACUUCAACAGUUACCUAAAGAACAAUCUUGUCUUAACUCCUGUUGCCGUUCUGCAAAUGAAGAUGUUAGAUCAUCAAUUAAUUUAUAUGAUAAAUCAUCAAUUUAUAAUAAUUUUCAAUCUUCUCAACAAUGUUACUCACUUGUUCGACCUGCUCCAAUCCGACCUUAUGAUGACAAAUUUUUUACUAUGGGACAUUCUAUUCCGCAUUCUAAUCCUUCAUUAUUUAACAAUAUGACUUCUCAAAAAUAUCUUUAUCAUGGAGGUUUCAAUGCUAAACCUUCAACUAAAGAAGAAAAUCGUUAUCAAUGCCCUUAUUGUAUAAAAAGAUUUUCUCGUCCUAGUUCUCUUAAGAUUCAUAUUAAUUCGCAUACCGGUGAAAAACCAUUUGUUUGCACAGAACCGGGUUGUGGUCGAAGGUUUUCGGUCCACAGUAAUAUGCGUAGACAUUUAAGAGUUCAUAGAAUAGGAAAACCUAUUAAGAAAGCUUAUAAUGAUCGCGAUAAUAAGGGUUACAAUAUUUGGAAUCCGACUCCGAUUGUUCAUGGUGAUUAUCCGUAG